Molecule: messenger RNA, 3405 nt
Organism: Rangifer tarandus platyrhynchus (Svalbard reindeer)
Lineage: Eukaryota; Metazoa; Chordata; Mammalia; Artiodactyla; Cervidae
Source: the annotation of a GenBank genome assembly
AUGGAGCUCUUCCAAGCCAAGGACCACUACAUCCUGCAGCAGGGCGAGCGCGCGCUGUGGUGCAGCCGCCGCGACGGCGGCCUCCAGCUCCGACCGGCUACCGAUCUGCUUCUUGCCUGGAAUCCCAUUUGUUUGGGGUUGGUAGAAGGUGUUAUUGGAAAAAUUCAGCUUCAUUCAGAUCUUCCAUGGUGGCUUAUUUUAAUUCGUCAGAAAGCCUUGGUGGGCAAACUUCCAGGAGACCAUGAGGUCUGUAAAGUUACCAAAAUUGCUGUACUAUCACUUUCUGAAAUGGAACCUCAGGAUCUUGAGCUAGAGCUCUGUAAGAAGCAUCAUUUUGGAAUUAACAAACCAGAGAAGAUUAUACCAUCUCCUGAUGACUCCAAGUUUCUACUGAAGACCUUUACGCAUAUUAAAUCCAAUGUGUCUGCUCCUAAUAAAAAGAAAGUUAAGGAAAGUAAAGAAAAGGAGAAGCUGGAGAGAAGAUUACUCGAGGAGUUGCUGAAGAUGUUCAUGGACUCAGAAUCCUUUUACUAUAGCUUGACCUAUGACCUGACCAAUUCUGUGCAGAGGCAAAGUGCUGGAGAGAAGGACCCCCGUCCCCUCUGGCAAAAGGUUGAUGACCGAUUUUUUUGGAAUAAAUAUAUGAUACAAGACCUUACUGAGAUUGGUACACGAGAUGUGGACUUUUGGAUCAUCCCCAUCAUCCAAGGUUUUGUGCAGAUUGAAGAGCUUGUGGUUAAUUAUAAUGAGUCAUCUGAUGAUGAGAAAAGCAGCCCAGAGACCCCGCCUCAGGAGUCCACCUGUGUAGAUGACAUUCACCCACGAUUUCUAGUGGCUCUCAUUUCACGCCGAAGUAGACACAGAGCAGGAAUGCGUUAUAAGCGAAGAGGAGUGGAUAAAAAUGGAAAUGUUGCAAAUUAUGUGGAGACUGAGCAGUUAAUUCAUGUGCAUAAUCACACUCUGUCAUUUAUUCAGACACGAGGCUCUGUGCCGGUCUUCUGGAGCCAGGUUGGGUAUAGAUACAAUCCAAGACCUCGGCUGGACAGAAGUGAAAAGGACACGGUUGCCUAUUUCUGUGCCCAUUUUGAAGAACAACUGAAAAUUUACAAAAAACAGGUUAUUAUUAAUUUGGUAGACCAGGCAGGAAGAGAGAAAAUAAUUGGUGAUGCUUACCUGAAGCAAGUGUUGCUCUUUAACAACUCACACCUCACCUAUGUUUCAUUUGAUUUCCAUGAGCACUGCAGAGGAAUGAAGUUUGAGAAUGUCCAAACACUAACAGAUGCCAUUCAUGACAUUAUUCUUGACAUGAAGUGGUGUUGGGUUGAUCAAGCUGGAGUAAUAUGUAAACAAGAAGGGAUUUUUCGUGUUAAUUGCAUGGACUGCCUGGAUCGCACCAAUGUGGUCCAAGCUGCCAUUGCACGAGUGGUCAUGGAACAACAGCUGAAAAAAUUAGGUGUGAUGCCCCCAGAGCAGCCAUUACCGGUGAAAUGCAAUCGGAUUUAUCAGAUAAUGUGGGCCAACAAUGGUGACUCCAUUAGCAGACAGUAUGCUGGGACAGCUGCUCUGAAGGGUGACUUUACAAGGACAGGAGAAAGGAAGUUAGCAGGAGUUAUGAAAGAUGGUGUUAACUCAGCAAAUAGGUAUUACCUGAAUCGAUUUAAGGAUGCUUAUAGGCAAGCUGUUAUAGAUUUGAUGCAAGGCAUUCCGGUGACAGAAGAUCUUUAUUCCAUAUUCACCAAGGAAAAAGAGCACGAAGCUCUGCAGAAGGAGAAUCAGAGAAGCCACCAGGAGCUAAUCAGCCAGCUCUUGCAGAGUUACAUGAAGUUACUGCUGCCCGGUGACGAGAAGUUCCAUGGCGGCUGGGCCCUCAUCGACUGUGACCCCAGCCUCAUUGAUGCUACUCACAGAGAUGUGGAUGUGCUGUUACUGCUUUCUAACUCUGCAUACUACGUGGCCUAUUAUGAUGAUGAAGUUGACAAAGUAAACCAGUAUCAACGGCUAAGUCUAGAAGACCUGGAAAAAAUAGAAAUAGGUCCUGAACCCACUCUUUUUGGUAAGCCAAAGUUCUCCUGCAUGCGAUUGCACUACAGAUACAAAGAAGCAAGUGGCUAUUUCCACACACUGAGAGCUGUAAUGCGCAACCCAGAAGAGGAUGGAAAAGAUACCCUUCAGUGCAUUGCGGAGAUGCUGCAGAUCACCAAGCAAGCCAUGGGAUUAGAUGUACCUAUAAUAGAGAAAAAGCUUGAGAGGAAGAGCAGUAAACCUCAUGAAGACCUCAUUGGCAUCAGAUCUCAAAACCAAGGCUCUUUGGCCCAGGGAAAAAAAUUUUUAAUGAGCAAAUUUUCAUCUCUAAAUCAAAAAGUGAAACAGACCAAAUCCAAUGUAAACAUUGGCAAUCUACGAAAGCUAGGAAACUUCACAAAACCUGAAAUGAAAGUUAACUUUCUAAAACCAAACUUAAAAGUAAAUCUUUGGAAAUCAGAUAGUAGUCUUGAAACCAUGGAAAACACAAGUGUGAUGGAUAAUAAAGCCCAGGCAGAGUCAGAAGGGGAAAUGUCUUCAGAUAAUGACUCAUAUCACUCUGAUGAAUUCCUUACAAAUUCCAAGUCUGAUGAAGACAGGCAGCUUACUAACUCUUUAGAGAAUGUAGGGCCAAUAGACUAUGUUCUUCCUAGUUGUGGUAUUAUUGCUUCAGCACCUCGAUUAGGCAGUCGAUCCCAGUCUAUUAGCAGCACUGAUAUCAGUAUUCAUGUUCCUUCAGAGGUUACUAUUGCUCAUGACAAUGGGCUUGGAAAAGGCCACGAGUCUUCUUUGAAGAAAAGUCCUUCUGCUGACAACAUACACACAUUGACUGGCUUUGCCAAGCCUGUGGAUAUUUACUGCCACAGAUUCGUUCAAGAUGCACAAAACAAAAUGACCCAGCCAUCUGAAACCAGCUCUGUUUCUCAGCAAGCUAGUGAGGAAGGAAGUCAAAUGACCAAUCAAGUUUCUAGCGAAGAAACUCAGUUUGAAUUGACGGAACAGCUACCUUCUCGACCUUCUCAAUUAGACGUGUCUUUUUCUGCAGCAGGCCCACAGUUUUUGUCAGUUGAACCAGUGCAUUCAGUUGUAUCUCAAAAGACCCCCGGCUCUGAAUCUGGCACGCUUGAACUUGAGAGAGGGCUUCAUGUAACUCCUUCUCCUUCAGAGGGCUGUAGCAGCAGAGCAGUCUCUCCUUUUGCAAAGAUUCGGAGUUCUAUGGUCCAGGUUGCUAACAUAACGCAGGCUGGGUUAACCCAGGGGAUAAACUUUGCAGUGGCAAAGGUUCAGAAGAGCCCUGCAGAUCCUGAAGUAGUUAAUGAAGUCCAGCAAAAUGAACUUAAAAAUAUGUUUACACAAUGCCAGACACGAAUAAUUCAGAUUUAG